AGGAGACCGGAACCGUUUUGAAGUUCAUUAUAUACCACGGGUUACCAAACUAUGGCCAGCGAGCACUAUCAAUCCGGCUCGCCAAAGCUUUUUAAAUAAUUUUACAAAGUUAAAAUAUACAAGGUUUAACAUGCCUACAGUGCGACAAAUACUGCUUGCCAUUAGUACUCUGUUGGCAGACGAACCUCAGCCUCCUAGAAGAAGACGCAGACGACACAAUUCUGCUCGGCAUAAUAAUCGCAGCAGGCAAGGAGCUGGUGGACUGGUCAUUACCUUCAGAGACCUCUUCACUCCUGGAGCUUUGAAUUUUAUUUUAGAUGAUCUCGAUGGUAACCGUAGAACACCAAGGAAAGAUAAAGGCAACUCUUCCAGCUUCAGGCAAAACUGCACCAAGUCUUCUUCUGUUGUGCAUUGUGAUUCAUUGGCACAAUCAUGCCAAAAGGGUAUAAGCUGCACAACUAUGUUUUCAGGAACUGUUUCGAGAGAAAUAUUAGCAACUAGGGCAAAUGCAGUGGCUUGUGAAGAAGAAACAACACCUCUUUUGCUCAAUGACGAAGUGCCUUCUUUCAGAGAAGAAUUGUGUGAAUUUUCCGUGCCUAUGCCAUUAGUACCUUAUCGGGAAACUAGGGGACCUUUAGCCAUUCUAAAGAAUAAAUUUCGAAGAGAAAGGGAAAUCGUAACUGUAACUUUGACUACGGAGGACGAAGAUAAGACUGUUCAGACAUUGAGGAAGGCACUCAAGUGGUCUCCGAAGAAGCAGGAAUUGGCUUCAUUUUCUGUUCCUUUGCCAAAUGAGGACAAGCACAAAGCGGUGGCUGUGGUACAGAAUGCUGUAAAUCGAGUCAAGGAAGAACAGCUUAUGAAAAAGAAAAGAAAGUUUUUCAGAAUUUCUUUCUGCUGACCGCAUAAGAAGUAUUUUUUGACAAAGAACGUCUUAAUGAUGCUUUCAGGAAGUACAACAUCUUUGCAGUUGUGAACUUGUAGAUAUUUUACUGGAACACAGAAUCGUGGUUAUUCGAUCAGGACAUCCAAGAUUAUGACUUGGCAUGAAAUCUUUAAUCCUUAAUAAUAUUAUUUAUUAAACAUAGAUCACUCAAGUAGUAUUAGAAUUUCUUUCUGCUGACAGCACAAGAACUAUUUUAUGAAAAGAAUACCUUAAUGAUAUUUUGAGGAAAUACAGAUUCUUAGCAGUUGCGAUUUUGUUUAAGAGACUUUUCUAGAACAUAGAAUUAUGAAAUUAUUCCUGCCAGUGUCCUAAUUGAGUGGAAGAGGCUAUUCAAGAUUACAACUUGGUACAAAAUCCUUAAUUGUUAAAGAAUAUUAUUAAUUAGACAUGGAUCAGUGAACUAGUUUUGGCCAGUGCCAAAACCAACCGCGAUUAAGUAAAGACCACUCGACUGGUUCUGGCUUUAUUGUGUGGCAUAAAAGUUUCGAAAAACUAUUUUGCGUUUAUUCUCUUUAAAUGCGUUGUUUUACUUUUCAUUCUAGUCUGUUGGUGUUUGGCAAAAUAUAAAUUGAAAAUGACUCCUUAUUGAUGAAUAAACUAAGCCACUUAAAAGUGAAAGAUGCAGUUCUUAAGAAUAUUAAAAUUUUGACUUUUGAAUCGAAUUGAUUGAAAUAAGAAUACAUUUAAUUCAUCAUAAAUCUAAUUAAAAACAUUCAAUGUUUUUAUAGAAUUAUAUUCUAUAUUUUUGACCUCACAAUCAAAUAGACAGAAAAUAUAGAACGCUUCCAUGAUAUAUAGGAUACAAGAUGAUAAUAUACUAAAUGUAAAUUCAUCUAAUAUUCCCUAAAAUGUGUCGCUGUUCCACCUAGGCUAUCUCUAUUGAUAAUCUCUACGAAUAAAACCAUAUUCAGCUUUAAAAGAGGCCUUUUGAGCAACCAUUCAGAUCCAACCUAUUCAUGAUGGGAAAUCGGACCUGGAGCGAACUUGCCAUUGUUCAGUGGCUUUAGCGAUUCAGUGACUGAUAAACCGAGUGAAUCAAAAUGAUCUAAAUUUCAUUUAAUUGAAGCGGCCCACCAGCGGUCGAGCGGUAAAGUCGCUGAACACUGGUAGUUCGGUCCGAGGUUCGAAUUCCGCGAACGGGCUGCAUGGGUGUUUUCGUGAUUUUCCCCAUGUGUAACGUAUAUGCUAGCCAGUUUUCCUCUACAAAGUCAUCCGUGAAGGCAUAGUCCUCGAGCCUUUGCUAUAAUCACACACAAAAUUAAUUGAAGCAAUACAGUCAAAAGUCGUUAUUCCGGGCUCGUCGGGACUUCGGCGAUUCCGGAUUAUCGAUUUUUCCGGAUUAUAGAUCAUCAGUUUAAA
Stegodyphus dumicola is the source of this 2305-nucleotide messenger RNA. RefSeq lists its product as uncharacterized. The record is from RefSeq and is a predicted model, not a curated record. NCBI's taxonomy places the organism in Eukaryota, Metazoa, Arthropoda, Arachnida, Araneae, Eresidae.